AUGGUGGUGUCGUCGCUUUUGACUUCUCUGGAACCAGAUGUGGCUGACAGCGUCAUUUACUUAUCCACAGCUCACGAAAUUUGGGAUGACCUUCUCGAGCGUUUUUCUCAAAACAAUGUCCCUCAUCUCUUUCAAAUCAACCGUGAGAUUGCUUCUCUCACUCAAGGACAGCUUUCUAUUGCUGCAUAUUAG
Prunus armeniaca (apricot) is the source of this 192-nucleotide messenger RNA. The record is from the annotation of a GenBank genome assembly. NCBI's taxonomy places the organism in Eukaryota, Viridiplantae, Streptophyta, Magnoliopsida, Rosales, Rosaceae.